Messenger RNA from Oppiella nova, 957 nucleotides. Lineage: Eukaryota; Metazoa; Arthropoda; Arachnida; Sarcoptiformes; Oppiidae. The record is from the annotation of a GenBank genome assembly.
AUGUCCAACAGACGGCAGUCGAUAUCAAAGGCUGAGGACGUGGCCGAUGAGGUGAGUGCUCAACGCGAGCGCCUAUAUCUCACACUUGAUUCCCCGAUCUCUUGUUUGUGUCCACCACUGGAUCAGGUGUUUCGUCGGUCAAAGGCUAUCCUACCGACGAUCGCCCGCUGGUGUCUGGUCUCCACAUUCAUCGAGGAUGGACUCCACAUAUGUCUUCGGUGGUCACAGGGGAGGAACUACAUGGACAAGAGGUGGGGCCACGAAUUGGCCCCACUUUUUGUCUCAAUCAAUAUGUUGUCCCAAUUGAUCGCAUCCGGGCUCGUGUUGACCCGCUAUCACGUGACCAUUGCGUGCGGCCUACUCUUCUGCGUUGUUGGACUUCAGACAUUGACGUUCGGGGCCGCUCUGAGCCUAUGCGGCGCUCUAUUGUUGCUGUUGGCGGAGUGCCAGACGGAGGCGCCCACUCUGUUGGCCGGUGUGCCCAGCGAUGGACAGAACCGACCCAAAGCUUAUCUACUGUUCACCGGAAGGAUACUAACGCUUCUCAUAUUCUUCACAAGCCUUAGCCUAGAGCUGCGAGACAUGGAAAACGUGUUUCUUAUCAUACGAAAGGUAAUAGUCUUCGUACUCGUGGUGGUCGUCACUAUCGGCUAUAAGACCAACUGUCGGCCCUUUUGCUGGUCGUGUAGCUCACGGGUUAGUCUCCAUACGAACCGUUCAUUUGAACCAUUUGUGUGUUUGGCUAAUGAUUAUUGUUUUUAUUGGACCUCUUUUUCCACCCAAAUAGCCGUCAAUUCUUAUGCCAAUCCUUUUUGGACGAUAGACUCAAACAAAGCAAUGUUUGAUCGCCAGAUAAAACACUUUUUCGUUGUGCUGUCCGUCAUCGGCGGCCUUUUAAUGAUCGUAGUCUUAGGACCGGGAGAUCUGUCAGUGGAUAACUACAAGAAGAACCGGUAG